Molecule: messenger RNA, 2277 nt
Organism: Cervus elaphus (red deer)
Lineage: Eukaryota; Metazoa; Chordata; Mammalia; Artiodactyla; Cervidae
Product: cytochrome b-245 chaperone 1
Exons: 8
Coding region: 286-849 (187 amino acids)
Source: RefSeq, a predicted model, not a curated record
CCGGAAGUUGGCGGCCGGCGGGUUUUGAAGUCCCGAGGUCCCGCCGUCCCGCCUCCGCGCCUGCAGAUUUGACUUAACUUUACAGAGAAUACCUGAAAAGCGACCCAGAACGGGGACCCUGGAGCCAGCAUUUUGAACGUAUUGCAUCGUGCAGGGCAGAAUUCUCCACGUGUGGAAGAUCAAUCCCCUUUGCUGACUCGUUCAUUAAGCUGGUGGUCAGACCGUCCAAACCCUCCGCUGGGCGUCCUGGUCUCCUGUUGAAGGUGGUGGCAGCACAUUCCAGGGAUGUAUAUGCAGGUAGAGUCGCGCACCAGCUCCCGCCUCCAUCUGAAGAGGGCUCCAGGCAUCAGAUCCUGGUCCCUGCUGGUUGGAAUCUUGUCGAUCGGCCUGGCUGCUGCCUACUACAGUGGAGAUAGUCUGGGCUGGAAGCUCUUCUAUGUCACGGGCUGUCUGUUUGUGGCCGUGCAGAACCUGGAGGACUGGGAGGAAGCGGUCUUCAACAAGAGCACCGGGAAGGUAGUGCUGAAGACGUUCAGCUUGUAUAGGAAGCUGCUGACUCUCUGCAGAGCAGGCCAUGACCAAGUGGUGGUCCUGCUCAGUGACAUCCGGGACGUGAACGUGGAGGAGGAGAAGGUCCGGUACUUCGGGAAGGGCUACGUGGUGGUGCUUCGGUUCGCCACAGGCUUCUCCCACCCCCUCACCCAGAGUGCUGUCAUGGGCCACCGCAGCGAUGUGGAAGCCGUUGCCAAGCUUAUCACUACUUUCCUGGAGCUGCACCGCCUGGAGAGUCCUGUGGAGCUGUCUCAGAGCAGUGACAGUGAGGCCGACGGUCCGGGAGACCAGAGCUGACCUCCAUGGUGCCCCUCAGCAGGGUUCUGACGGAGCCCCAGCAGGACUGUUGGGCCGCCUGCGAGUCCUCCUCCUCGACUCUUGGCUGUGUCCCUGGCGGCCCCAGGGCAGGACCCUCAGCCAUUCCUGCUGCUUGCUUCUGUCCUCCAAGCGAAACCACAGUGGGACCUUCUCUGCAGGCUGAUCGGCCUCUUCCUGGAAUCAGACAGCCCGCUGGCGUAGUAGCCUGAUGUGGAUAGGCCAGACCUGCUAGCCAUGUGGGGCUCAAGGUCUCUGAAAUGGGACGGACACCCAGGAUCCCAGGGCACGAAGUGUCGGGCUGAGCUCUCUGGGUCAGGGUCUUGGCCAGGACUCGGUCCUGCAGGUUGCAACAAGGUUUCGGCAGGCGGGUGUGGCUCCUGACUGGGUCAGCCUGAGGAUGCUCUCUGCCUGUUGUUCCUGCGGCCUGCGGUCCUGCGGAUCCCAGUUCCCGCCCUGCUCCCCAUGUUCAUCCCUCCCACCAGCUAGACAUCCUCAGUGGUCGGAAGUGAGGUGCUCACCCGCGAGGUCCUGGUGAUCAGGGUGGAUGCCAAGGAGCCCAUUUGAUUGGUGUGCUGUUGCCAUAGUGAGGCCUCUACAACCCCAGAUGGCUCAUCUCGAGUCCAACUGAGGCAGGAAUCAGAUAGUGGGCUCCAGGUUAGACAUUCACAACUGGCCUCCUGUUUGCAUUUCAUGGGGCAGGAAGAUGGGCUUCAGGAUGUAUACCUACAACUAGGAACUUGUAUUUCCUGAGACAAGAGAUAGGUGGGCUCCAAGUAAGGCAUUUAACUUUCCCAGGUGCAGAGCCAUUUUGUGGGGCAGAAAGAAAUGGGCUUCAGGAUGUAUAGGUACAACUAGCCUCCUGUUUGCUCUCCACAAUGGCAAUAACAACAGAAACAGGGUAAAUAGCCAGUGUUUGUCUCUUAAAACACCUUAAGGUAAUAGUUAUGCAAGGACAAAGAGGGGCAAAACCCUGUUUUGAGUAAAGGAUUAAGGGAUGUCCACUCCUUCCAUUUCCUUUGGGGACAAGGGAGACACUGCACAUAUGCAGAAAGGUUCCUUGGGGGUCGAAAGUCAGGUGAUAAUGCCAGGCCAUAAUGAGUCUUGCUCCUCCCAGAAGCCUUCAGUUGGAGAUCCAUCUUGGCUGAGAGGUGCAGGCACACCCAGGGGAGUGUCUCAGGGUGGGCCAGGUGUGGAAAAGAAACCAGAUAACUGGCUGAAGGUAAAGACCCGAAGAACUGACCUAUAUACAUGACUUAACCGCCUCUUUACAGCGUUCCUCCUCCUGAGGGGGACGCCCGCACACUUUCUCUCUGGGUGUGCGUCUCUGCCUUGCUUCUCUCCUAACAAACCAGUUCUAUGUGCUCUUCCGCUUGUUACGUCUCAAUAAACGUUGUACCUGCAUUAACA